AUGAUCGCCGCCCAAGCCAAGCUAGUCUACCAGCUGAAUAAGUACUACACGGAGCGGUGCCAGGCCCGCAAGGCGGCCAUCGCCAAGACCAUCCGCGAGGUGUGCAAGGUCGUGUCCGACGUGCUGAAGGAGGUGGAGGUGCAGGAGCCGCGCUUCAUCAGCUCGCUGAGCGAGAUCGACGCGCGCUACGAGGGCCUGGAGGUCAUCUCGCCCACCGAGUUCGAGGUGGUGCUCUACCUCAACCAGAUGGGCGUCUUCAACUUCGUGGACGACGGCUCGCUGCCGGGCUGCGCCGUCCUCAAGCUGAGCGACGGCCGCAAGCGCAGCAUGUCGCUGUGGGUGGAGUUCAUCACCGCCUCGGGCUACCUGUCGGCGCGCAAGAUCCGCUCGCGCUUCCAGACGCUGGUGGCGCAGGCCGUGGACAAGUGCAGCUACCGCGACGUGGUCAAGAUGAUCGCCGACACCAGCGAGGUCAAGCUGCGCAUCCGCGAGCGCUACGUGGUGCAGAUCACGCCCGCCUUCAAGUGCACCGGCAUCUGGCCGCGCAGCGCGGCCCAGUGGCCGCUGCCCCACAUCCCCUGGCCGGGACCCAACCGCGUGGCCGAGGUCAAGGCCGAGGGCUUCAACCUCCUCUCCAAAGAGUGCUACUCGCUGACGGGCAAGCAGAGCUCGGCCGAGAGCGACGCCUGGGUGCUGCAGUUCGGCGAGGCCGAGAACCGCCUGCUGCUGGGCGGCUGCCGCAACAAGUGCCUCUCGGUGCUCAAGACGCUGCGCGACCGGCACCUGGAGCUGCCCGGCCAGCCGCUCAACAACUACCACAUGAAGACGCUGCUGCUCUACGAGUGCGAGAAGCACCCGCGGGAGACCGACUGGGACGAGGCCUGCCUGGGCGACCGCCUCAACGGCAUCCUCCUGCAGCUCAUCUCCUGCCUGCAGUGCCGCCGCUGCCCGCACUACUUCCUGCCCAACCUCGACCUCUUUCAGGGCAAGCCCCACUCGGCCCUGGAGAGCGCCGCCAAGCAGACCUGGCGCCUGGCCCGGGAGAUCCUCACCAACCCCAAGAGCCUGGACAAGCUAUAG
Protobothrops mucrosquamatus (brown spotted pit viper) is the source of this 1080-nucleotide messenger RNA. It is a transcript of the gene MAB21L2, whose product is annotated as mab-21 like 2. The record is from RefSeq and is a predicted model, not a curated record. The transcript has a single exon. NCBI's taxonomy places the organism in Eukaryota, Metazoa, Chordata, Lepidosauria, Squamata, Viperidae. Bases 1 to 1080 code for a protein of 359 amino acids.